Molecule: messenger RNA, 1114 nt
Organism: Hypomesus transpacificus
Lineage: Eukaryota; Metazoa; Chordata; Actinopteri; Osmeriformes; Osmeridae
Gene: snx22
Product: sorting nexin 22
Exons: 6
Coding region: 158-784 (208 amino acids)
Molecular function (GO): phosphatidylinositol phosphate binding
Source: RefSeq, a predicted model, not a curated record
GUUCCCAGUUUGAGCUUCCCUUGUAUAGGUUUAUUCUAUCCAAUUAAGAGAAGUGAGAGAGGGCUGCAACAGGAGGAGAACACGCGAGUGCACAGUCAGUUGUCAACCGAACCUUUUGGUAUCUGCAUGUGUGAAGCAUUAAGCUGAUCCCCAAAAUAUGAUCGGAAUACUGAUUCCGUCGCUCGAGAAGGAGGUCGACGAGUCGGGAAAGUUAAGAAAGCUUUUCAGAGUUGAGAUCUUGUUCAAUGGGAGGAAACACUUUGUGCUGAGAAGACACAGUGAAUUUCAGAACCUGCACAGAAAGCUGAGGAAGAUCGUACCAACCCCAGACUUCCCCAGUAAGAGACACCCUCAUCUAAGAACUAAACCUUUGGAACAGAGAAGGCAGGAACUGGAAGACUACAUUCAGGAGAUCUUCUACCAAAAUGAUGAAGUUCCCCAGAUUCUACUUGAUUUUCUGGAUAUCAAACACUUCCAUUCAGGGAGCAAGCUGAGCCUGAGCCUGGAGUCACUGGACAAUAUGGGUCCUCAGAGCUACAGCUGUCAGCUGCAGCAUCAGGUGCUGGGAUACUGCAAGGAUCCCUAUCUUAAAGUCUCAAGCUCAGGUAUGGCAGCCUCUAAACGCAUACCCAAUUCAAUCCAAAAGAUGCAUUUUAUUUUUCCAAAUCUUUGUUCCCCUUUAACAGACCUUCCUGAUAUUGUUGCGGAUGGAGUCCUCCAGGGCUUGUACCACAGAAACACCCGGGUCACCUUCACAGCCAGCCCCAGCCCAGCCCAGCCCUGACUGUGGUACCUGUAUUUGACUAGAAGCUCCAGAUCUUUCAGCACAGGACAGCAUCAUUUUGCAUACUAAUGUUCAGAAGUGAAUUUAAAAAAAUGUUGGUGCCUUCUACUUGCCAAAUUAGUAAAUGGCAUGUUAUGGUUAUUCUAUAAUGAAAUUCUCAUUGGGAUGAAUGGUUAAAUGGGUUGUCUUUGAGUCAUAGACCUUGUAUGGAACGACACUUUACCCCCACCCCCCCCCAGUGAACUGCUUAGAAUUGAAAAAAGAAACUGUCCACACCUCACUAACAAAAAUCUGAAUCUUUUAAUAAAGAUCCCUUAUAAAAUAACCACA